AUGGCGCAUAAGUAUGCAAUAGAAUCGCUUGACAGAACUUUGAAAGAUGUUAUGAGUGCAAACAAAAAUUCAACUGAUGUAUUUGGUGGAAAGGUUGUUGUUUUCGGUGGCCUCUACACUGGAGAUUUCAACAAUGCAGGAGAGAUUCGUGACUACUACAACGCAAAUUCAGUUGACAAGUCUGAGAUUCAUGACCCAGCAGUAGUUGAUAUCCUCAUGCCAGAAUUUCUAAGUUCCCUCCGAACAUCAAGUUUGCCAAACCAUCACUUAAAACUAAAGGUUGGGACACCUAUAAUGCUCAUGAGAAAUAUAGAUCAAUCUGAAGGUUUGUGUAACGGCACAAGGCUGUGUAUAACAAAGAUGGCAGCCCAUGUACUCGAGGCUUCAAUAAUGGGUGGUAAAGGUUUGGGAAAUUUGGUUUACAUACCUCGAAUGGACAUGUCACCAUUCCAAUCACCAUGA
Vicia villosa (hairy vetch) is the source of this 462-nucleotide messenger RNA. RefSeq lists its product as uncharacterized. The record is from RefSeq and is a predicted model, not a curated record. Gene Ontology annotation, molecular function: DNA helicase activity. Gene Ontology annotation, biological process: DNA repair; telomere maintenance. The transcript is spliced from 2 exons. Bases 1 to 462 code for a protein of 153 amino acids. NCBI's taxonomy places the organism in Eukaryota, Viridiplantae, Streptophyta, Magnoliopsida, Fabales, Fabaceae.